GAGGUCGUCUUCGGCCUGCUGUCGCCGGAGGAGAUGGAGAGCCUCGCGGAGUUCGAGUGCAACAACCGCGAGCUCUACACGCUGCCGAGCCGCAAGCCCGCGCCGAACGGCUGCCUCGACCUCCGGCUCGGAGCGGCGAACAAGCAGACCGCGUGCGCGACGUGCCACAAGCGGGUCGACCAGUGCGCGGGCCACUUCGGCGUCGUCCGCCUCGAGCUGCCCGUGUUCCACGUCGGCUACUUCAAGCACGUGCUCACGAUCCUGCAGUGCGUCUGCAAGGAGUGCUCGCGGGCCCUCGUGCACCCCCAGGAGCGGACGACGCUCCUGCGGCGCAUGCGGGACCCGCGCGCGGACGCGCUCCGAAAACAGGCGCUCUACAAGCGCGUCGUCGACCGCUGCAAGGCCGCGUCCAAGUGCCCCUACUGCGGCGCGCGCAACGGCCCCGUGCGCAAGGUCGCCGGGGCCGGGGCCCUGAAGCUGUCCCACGAGAAGUGGCGCGGCGUGAAGCGCGAGGACCUGCUCGACGACGACGAGUUCUCGGCGUACGCGGAGUCGUUGGAGUCGGCGCUCGGCGCCGUGCCGACGUCGGCGACGGCGACGAAGGCGCCGCCGACGGUGCUGUCGCCGGUGGACGUCCGCGCGAUCCUCGAGAAGAUCAGCGACGACGACUGCGACCUGCUCUGGAUCGACCCGCGCGUGGGCCGGCCGGAGAAUUUGGUCCUCAAGACGCUCCUCGUCCCGCCGACGCCCAUCCGGCCGAGCGUCGCCGUCGACUCGCCCGGCGGCGGCGGCAGCAACGAGGACGACCUCACGAUCAAGCUCCAGGAGAUCAUCGACGUCAACAGCGCGCUGCGCCAGGCCAUCCGCAAGGGCGGGUCCAUGAAGAUGAUCGUCGAGGGCUGGAACUUCCUCCAGGUCCAGGUCGCGCUCUACCUCAACGGCGAGGUGCCGGGCCUCCAGCCGCGGAACGCGCCCGCGGCGAAGCCGAUCCGCGGCCUCUGCCAGCGCCUCAAGGGCAAGAGCGGCCGCUUCCGGGGCAACCUGAGCGGCAAGCGCGUCGACUUCUCCGCGCGCACGGUCAUCUCGCCGGACCCGAACUUGCGCGUGGACCAGGUCGGCGUGCCGCAGGAGGUCGCGAAGAUCAUGACGUACCCGGAGAAGGUGAACGCGCUGAACCUGGAGAAGCUCCAGAAGCUCGUCGUCGCCGGCCAGAAGCAGUGGCCCGGCGCCAACUACGUCGAGAUCGCGAACCACGACGACCCGGGCGCCGGCGACCGGCCGCCCUUCAAGAAGAGCCUGCUCUACGGCGACCGCGCGCGCAUCGCCAAGGAGCUCCGCGUCGGCGACGUCGUCGAGCGCCACAUGCAGGACGGCGACGUCGUCCUCUUCAACCGCCAGCCCUCGCUCCACAAGCUCUCCAUCAUGUCCCACGAGGUCAAGGUCAUGCCCUGGCGCACGUUCCGCUUCAACGAGUGCGUCUGCGCGCCGUACAACGCCGACUUCGACGGCGACGAGAUGAACAUGCACCUGCCGCAGACCGAGGAGGCGCGCGCCGAGGCGUCGGCGCUCAUGAACGUGGCGACGAACAUCUGCACGCCGCGCAACGGCGAGCCGUUGGUGGCCGCGACGCAGGACUUCGUGACCGCGUCGUUCCUCGUGACGCAGCGCGACGUCUUCUUCGACCGCGACGCCUUCUGCGCUCUGGCGGCCUACGUGGGCGACGCUUUAGAGCGCGUCGACGUGCCGCCGCCGGCGAUCCUCAAGCCCGUGCGGCUCUGGACGGGCAAGCAGCUCUUCUCGUUGAUCGUGCGGCCGACGGUCGCGGCGAAGCCCGAAAACGGCGGCGCGUGGCCCUGCGUGUCCUUCGAGUGCGCCGAGCGCAACUACACGGGCUCGGGCAUCGAGACCAUGUGCCCCAUGGACGGCUACGUGCUCUUCCGGCGGUCGUCGCUGCUCUGCGGCAACAUCGCGAAGAAGACCGUCGGCGACGGCUCGAAGAAGGGCCUCGUCUACGAGCUGUACCGCGAGCACGGCCCCGCGGCGGCGGCGACGUUCAUGAACCGCCUCGCGAAGCUGUCGGCGCGCUACCUCGGCUACCACAAGGGCUUCUCCAUCGGCAUCGACGACGUGACGCCGUCCGACGCCGUCCUCGCGCUCAAGGCGCAGCUCCUCGAGGAGGGCCACGCGGAGGCGCGGCGCAAGAUCGAGGCCUACGAGUCCGGGUCCCUCGCGCUCCAGCCGGGCUGCGACGCGCUCCAGUCCCUCGAGGCGGAGCUCACGGGCCUCCUGGGCAAGGUCCGGGAGCAGGCGGGCAAGAACCUCAUGACGCGCGACCUCCCGCGGUCGAACUCGCCCCGGAUCAUGGCCGAGUGCGGCUCCAAGGGGUCGGCGAUCAACGUGUCCCAGAUGAUCGCCUGCCUCGGCCAGCAGGCCGUCGACGGCAAGCGCAUCCAGAACGGCUUCGUGCAGCGGACGCUGCCGCACUUCGAGGUCGGCGAGCUGAGCCCCGGCGCGCGCGGCUUCGUCGCCAACUCCUUCUACAGCGGGCUGACGGCGACGGAGUUCUUCUUCCACACCAUGGGCGGCCGCGAGGGUCUGGUGGACACGGCCGUGAAGACGGCGCAGACGGGCUACAUGGCGCGGCGGCUCAUGAAGGCGCUCGAGGACCUGUCCGUGGGCUACGACGGCACGGUGCGGAACUCGGAGAAGAACAUCGUCCAGUUCACCUACGGCGACGACGGCCUGGACCCCGUGAAGAUGGAGACGGGCGACUCCAUGCCCGUGGACUUCGGCCGGCUGCUGCACCGCGUGCGCCACGACGACGCCGCGCUCUCGUCGCGGGCGCCGCGCGACCUCGACGCCGCGGCCGUCGCGGCCGUCGCCGAGGCCUGCGGCGCCGGCGACGCCGGGCCCUUCGGGCGGCUGGGGCCCCUCGCCGCCAAGUUCCGCGGCGACGCGGCGGGCUUCCUGCGGGACCUGAGCGAGCGCAUGGCCGACCGCGAGCUCCAGAUGAAGGACCACUGCGGCGACGCGGCGCUCGCGCGGCUCUUCGACGACGUCGCCCUGUCCCAGGGCGACCUCGACCGCUUCCAGGCCGGCGCCCUCGACAAGUACACGCGCGGCGUCGUCGAGCCGGGCGAGGCCGUCGGCGCGAUCGGCGCGCAGUGCAUCUCGGAGCCGGGCACGCAGAUGACGCUCAAGACGUUCCACUUCGCGGGCGUCGCGUCCAUGAACGUCACCCUGGGCGUGCCGCGGCUCACGGAGAUUAUUAAUGCCUCCAAGAACAUCUCGACGCCCAUCAUCACGGCGCACCUCGACAAUCCUUCCUCCACGACGGCCGCGCGCGUCGUGAAGGCGCGUCUGGAGAAGACGACGCUCGGCGAGAUCUGCAAGUCCAUGAAGGAGGUCUACGGGCCCCGGUCCUGCUACGUGUCCGUCGAGCUCGACGCGACGCUCAUCGCCGACCUGCACCUGGACGUGGACGCCGCGGCCGCGCGGAAGCGCGUGCUGCAGGCGGUCAUGGCGUCGGGCCGCGCGCCGCCGGUGAUCCGCGCGCUCAAGAACGAGCACGUGCUUUUGAACCCGAACCACCGCAACCGCGACAUGCUCAGCGACGACCGCACCUACUUCGCCAUGCAGGCGCUGAAAUCGGCGCUGCCGUCGAUCGUCGUCGGCGGCGUGUCGUCGAUCAACCGCGCGGUCGUCAACGAGGACGAGGGGUCGUCGCCGGCGACCUACCACCUGCUCGUGGAGGGCUACGGGCUGGCGGACGUCAUGGGCACGCCGGGCGUCGACGGCCGGCGGACGACGACGAACCACGUCGCGGAGAUCGAGGCGGUUUUGGGCAUCGAGGCUGCGCGGUCGACGAUCGCCAACGAGAUCACCUACAUCAUGUCGGCCUACGGCAUCGGCAUCGACGCGCGCCACCUCAUGCUCCUCAGCGACGUCAUGACCUUCAAGGGCGUCGUCCUCGGCAUCACGCGCUUCGGCGUGUCGAAGAUGCGCGAGAGCGUGCUCAUGCUGGCGUCCUUCGAGCGGACGACGGACCACCUCUUCGACGCCGCGGCCCACGGCCGCCGCGACAACAUCGUCGGCGUGUCCGAGUGCAUCAUCAUGGGCAUCCCCAUCCCGCUGGGCUGCGGCUCCUUCAAGCUCCUCCGCGACACCGACGCGGAGCAGGGCGACGACGACGGCGCGCCGAAGCGGAGGCCGCUCAUCAUGGCGUCCUGAGUAAGGUUGUUAUGGUCGU
Messenger RNA from Aureococcus anophagefferens, 4249 nucleotides. RefSeq lists its product as hypothetical. The transcript is spliced from 6 exons. Lineage: Eukaryota; Pelagophyceae; Pelagomonadales; Pelagomonadaceae. Bases 34 to 4230 code for a protein of 1398 amino acids. Gene Ontology annotation, molecular function: DNA binding; DNA-directed RNA polymerase activity. Gene Ontology annotation, biological process: DNA-templated transcription. The record is from RefSeq and is a predicted model, not a curated record.